UGACAAACGUUAGCGGCAGCCGAGCAGCAUGCAGGAGAAACUCUGAUGUUUAACCUUUGAAUCAGAGGAGAGGAGAACUCCAGCUUUGGUUAUAGUUUUGAUUGAGAGCCCUCUAGUGGCAGGAAAUGACAUAUUGUGUGUUUAAAUAGAGUGCAGGUGAAGGGAAGGAAGAAGGACAUAAAACAUGUGAGCCACAAACAAACAGGAUACCAGACGCACUUUGUCUGUUUACUUAUAAUUGAGAUUAGAACAGGAACUAAAUCACUUCCAGCCGCCUCACACACUAACGGGAGCCCAGCAGCUCUGACUGUACAGACGCAGGAUGAACUGCUGUGUUUAGUUCUUAACUCUCUUGCUCUGCAUCCUGACUGGAGGCCCUUGAGUGGUCGGGACACAGGAUGGCUCACUGUAAAGAUGGCUGUUGUCCUGGCCUCCAUCAUAUCCUCAGUCUCCUCCUUCAGCUCCUCCAAGUUUAUUAUCUUUGUCAUCUUAAACUAUGUACAUCUAUAAAUGUCUUUAUCUAUUAUUACUGAAUAUAAAUGCAGCAAGAAUUCAUUUAUUCUUCCUUUGGUCCCGCAGAGUCCCACUCCCAUCCUGAGCAUGGAGCUGUCCACAAAGAGAAGACGGCUGUAUGUGUCCAGCGAGCUCGGCGUGGCCCAGCUGGGGCUGCAGAGGUGUGAGCUGUACGGGGCGGACUGCGCUGAGUGCUGCCUGGCCAGAGACCCUUACUGCUCCUGGGACGGACAGACCUGCUCCAGAUACUUCCCCAGCAGCAAGAGGCGAGCGCGGCGUCAGGAUGUAAAGCACGGAGAUCCCUGGAGUCAGUGCCCCAUCACAGAGGACGAUUCAGACUCCGUGCAGGUGAAGCUGGUGUACGGUGUGGAGGAGAACUCCACCUUCCUGGAGUGCGUUCCUCGGUCUGCGCAGGCGGAGCUCAGGUGGGCGGUGCAGCACACAGAGAGCCAGCAGCACGCGCUCAGUCAGACAGGAAGCAGACAGCUCCGUCAGAGCGAUGAUGAGCGCUCCCUCCACCUGAAGCGGGGGUUGCUGGUUCAGCACCUGCAGCUGUCUGACUCCGGCCUCUACACCUGCUCCAGCCUGGAUCACUCCUACAGCCAGGUCCUGGCCCGAUACCGCGUUCACAUAAUCCCCAACCACAGCCUCCAUCCAACCCGCUACCAGCAGAACCUCAGCCAGAACCCCCCGGGCCCCGUCGUCCUCGGGAGGACCAGUUCAGCCGGGAUCGCCGGGUUUCUGGGCCAAUCGGGGCCCCCCCAUCCACCCCCUGCGGCGGCGGCGGGACACAGGAACUCGUGGUUUCCUCUGAAGAGCUACAAAGACCCGCACAUGGUGGGCAGCAACAGUCUGAGCGUGGACGAGUACUGCGAGCAGCUGUGGUACCGAGAGAAACGCCGGCAGCAGAAGCUGCGCACCAUGAAGCUGAAGCAAGAGAGCAGGAAAGCCCGAGUGAGGAGGAACAACCCUCCGGAGGGUCCUCUCUAGUCACCUGGAGGACACACAGACUGCUCAUGACAACAGAUCCUGCAGAGGACACACAAAGGUUCAUUUAUCAUUUAUCCAAAGACAUUAGUAUAUCUUCAUCCUAAACAUUUGGACCUUUAGACACAACAACAAACAGAAUUUAUAUUAUUCGCUAUAUUCUUGACUGUUUGGCACCGUUGGCUCAAAGCUUCAGCUAAAAGUGAAAAUGUUAUUUGACAACAUGACAGUAAGACUAUCUCAGACUCACAGGUGUGUAAGUGUGACGUGUACAACACAUUGAAGCGUGCAUGUUUGUUGCUGACCGUGCAAGACAAUAUAUUAUCUGUCCACCUCAACAGAGACGAGUAGACGCGGUUCAUGCUUCUCAUUAGUGUGUUACCUCCAGGACAUGUUGUUGGGAGAAUGUCCUGCUGCGAACGACACCUAAAAACAUCAACAUCGGUUAAUGUGCUCGCUGUAUUUAGAAUAUUUCCCCACUUUAACUUGCUGUCAGAGCCAUUAUCCAUCAUCUCCUCAGAGCCACCAGGCUCCAUUGACCAAAACAGUCGUUUUACCUGCAGAACAUCAGAGCUUCUGAUAAACUGCUGCUUUGAUUGGUUCGUUUGUUUGUUAUUAAGUGACUUUAUUCAAUUAAAGUUAGUUAGUUUGGAUUCGCAAAGUUUGAAGAGAAAGUGGAUUGAUCAAAAAUACGUUUUGCUGCAGAACAUUGUUUAUCUUCCUGCUUCCUGUUUCUACUGCAGGUAACACACUGAAUAUGAAGACGUACCUCACACACCUGAAACAAUCCAAACUAUCCUUUAAUAUUAACAUGUGUUGCUUUUUGCUAAAACAUCCCAAUUAGCAACAGUUUAUUUGUCAGCUAGGCUACUUAGCUUAGCAUUGCUGAACACUGUUGUAGCGUUAGAGAGACGUCACACAACGUCUUCUUCAUGGACUUACAGGUGAACGUGUAUCAGGAUCUCACACACACCUUGCUUGAUGUAUAGCUUAUUCAUUCUGCCAUGUAACUAAUAAUUAUUAUUCACAUCAAUGUAUAUUAAAGAACUCUAGUUUUGAUAGUUUUCUUAUUUGUAUUCUAGACUUCAGUUUAUAUAAACUUGCGUGUUUCUCAUAAAAGUGUUUUUAACUUUACAACUCUAAUAAGCUUUGGGAUCAGAAUGUUUGAUUGUGUUGUAUAACUGAAUGUGAAUAAUAAAAAUAUAAAAACA
Messenger RNA from Cottoperca gobio, 2711 nucleotides. Its product is annotated as semaphorin-3D-like. Gene Ontology annotation, biological process: semaphorin-plexin signaling pathway; negative chemotaxis; neural crest cell migration. Lineage: Eukaryota; Metazoa; Chordata; Actinopteri; Perciformes; Bovichtidae. The coding region runs from base 511 to 1503 and encodes 330 amino acids. Gene Ontology annotation, cellular component: plasma membrane. Gene Ontology annotation, molecular function: semaphorin receptor binding; chemorepellent activity. The record is from RefSeq and is a predicted model, not a curated record. The transcript is spliced from 5 exons.